AUGGCGCAACAACGCACUUACCUCACGCCCGAAAUGCCCCGUCUCGACGUCGGUUAUCAGCCGAGCACUCGCGCCCAGCUUGAACAUCUCACUCUGAACCACUGGUACGAGCAGGCAACUAGAAAGUUCUCGUUGACAAAGGAGCUCCGCGACUCGUUCAAGAGCAAAUUCGAUGAAGCCCACAACUCGCUCAUUAACACGCUUGCGGCCGAUACGGGCACCUUGGAGGGAGUCCUGCUGGGUAGGUUGGAAAUAAUCGAGCCGUCCUUGGGGAGCAAAGUGAGGCCGCUCUUGGUGGCAGAGUUGAUCGACUUCAACAACGUUAUGCGCGACAGGUUAGAUGCGAUGACGCAGAGGCUUCUAGGGGCCUUGGAGAGAUGGGUCGCGUCGGAGGUGGAUAUGAGGGAGAACGAGAUCUGGGGAGCACUGCUGCCGUGGCUAGUCGAGUUCGAGAAGCAGAUCAAGCGACGGGGGAAAGGGGCGGGCCAGAGCCCGGUGCUGUCUAGUCCGGUCGAGCCGGCAGGCCAGGACGCUCUCAGACAGCGUCUUGCGGAGGAAAAGGCUGCGAAGGAGCGGUUGAAACGGACGCUGGCGGACCGUGAAGCUCAAUUGAAGGAGAUGCGAGAAAGUUCUCGGGAAGAGACAGAGGCUGCAGAGGAGAGGUUUCUGAGGGCCCAAGACGUGUCGGAUACCCACAGAGCGAGGCUGGAGGAGCGCAUCAGGAACUUGGAGGCUGAACUUCGCAGCCGACGUGUCGAUGGCGAGGUCGCCAGGACUGCAGACCGGCCACGUACGAGCAACAGGACAGCGGGGAGGCCCCGCGAGUUGCAGCUGAACAGCGAACCGGCGUAUGUCGGACAUCGGGAUCGCCUGUUGAGGGAGGAGACGGAGCAGCUGACAGAAGCAUUUGGAGGGAUCUAUGUAGGCGGAAGUGGAGUGCAUCGCCCGCGAGGGAACUCGGGGCUCUCUACGAUCUCAACUCCACCCAGCACCCCAAUGUCUGCGUCCUAUCAUGAACGUUCUUUCUAUGCGCCGCCACGGGCAGGAUACCCCCAGCAGCAACCUAGUGGCGUGUACGGCCCUCGCAGAAGGGGCGCGUGA
Heterobasidion irregulare TC 32-1 is the source of this 1101-nucleotide messenger RNA. RefSeq lists its product as uncharacterized. The record is from RefSeq and is a predicted model, not a curated record. Lineage: Eukaryota; Fungi; Basidiomycota; Agaricomycetes; Russulales; Bondarzewiaceae. The transcript has a single exon. The coding region runs from base 1 to 1101 and encodes 366 amino acids.